AUGGAUAGCGACGGCGUAUCACAUGCGCCCAGCGUCGCGCAAUCAGCUCCGUCAUGGAAUCCUGCGCUGCGCCACGAGAAAGACCACGCUCCUGCAGCCACCGCGAAACUGCCUUCGCAAGUGAAGCCGGAAUCUUCCUCGGAAGAAGAAUCAGAGGAGGAAGAGGAAGAGGAGGAUGAUGAUGAGGAUGACGAGGAAGAAGAGGACAGCGAUGAGGACGACGAUGAAGAGGAAAACGCGCCUGCCGCCACCGCGGUGUCUGGCCCCACACCCAUCGCUGUACUCGAUGGCGCGCAAGACUCCGAGGACGAAUCCGAAUCUCCCAGCGAGCUCACAAAAUCAACACCAAUUGUACAGGCGUCCCAGGGCUCAAUGGAAAAACGCGUUGAAGUAAUUGGCGCCGAGGAGGAGGCCUUAGUGAAUGCAGCGCAGGCGCUCAACAUAUCGGGAAAUCCCGCGACAGGCCAGACGAAAGCCGAAUCUACCGAUGAGGCCGAGUCUGACGAAGACAGCGAAGAGGAAGAAAGCUCCGACGAGGAGGCGGCUGCAGCCGGCGAACACCAAGCGGACAAUUACGAGCACCAAGGCGAAGCUACGGCGUUAGAAGAGGCUGUCAAUGAGAGUGUCAGGGUCCCGUUGGUGGAUGAUGCAGCCCCGGAAUCAGAUGACUGGGGAGACUCAGGUGAUCCCUUCGAGAUUGGAGGACUGCAGCAAGAUCCGUCGUUGCAGACACCACACGCCGAAGCUGCCGGAACAACCGUUGGCGACGACGUGAUUGGGAACACCACAGUUGGCGGAAAUGCCGGCGACGAUCUGGACUGGGGCAACACGGAGGAAGAGGACUUCUUUGGCGUUGUCGCCAACAAACCAGUCGAGUCUGUUGAGCCUGCUCAGCCGACACAAUCACCCGGAGCACAUGUUGUACAAGCACAGGAUGCGGCUCCUGCGAAGAGCGAGUGGGAUCUGGAUCUUGAUUUGGACGAAGACUUCUUGCCCGACAACGAGGACGGCCCAGUGAUCGAAUUGAGCGACGACGAGGGCUUCCUAGACGAUGAGCCCACUGCGCCUGUCGAACAGCCAGCGUCUACUGGUAUUGGCGGCGCGAGUCGAUAUGCGCCUCAAGCAGCACAAACCUCUCACUCAGUCGCGAGUCCUUAUGCUGCUCCGGGUCAGUUUGCAAACCCACCGCAAGGCUCCAUGACACGUUCCAUCACGACGCCCGCCGGCGGUGUCUACAACGGUUAUGGUCAGAACGUGGCGUAUCAGCAACAGCAAGCAGCGCGGCCGACGAUGCCAACUUCAGCACAAAGCUACGCAGACAAAUCCAAGGGAGGUUAUGCCUCGCCGUACGAUUUGCCAGACGACGUCGUGACCACUCGGAAACGAACGACACCAAGACCAGUGAUAUCAGCUACACAACCUGCAAUUCCUCCUCCACGAACUAGCAGCAUGUCCUCAAGCUCUGCACCUCCACGUCCUCUGCCACCCUCGAACGCGUCCGUUGCCAGCUUGUCACCGCCGCCAUCCGGCCACUCCAUGCAGGGUCAGAUGACGGGAUUCCCUCCCGCUGUUCCUCCUAAAUCUGCACCGCCUGCAAAGGCGCCCUCGAGCGAUUUCUUCGCCGAGCUACCCGUCACGUCGAAGCCUAAGCCGCCAGGUCGUUAUACACCACAGCCAGCUGCGGCCGCACAAAGCCCUUCCCUGCAAGGACCUCCGCAGUUUACUCAAAAAGAACGGACAGCGUCUUGGUCGUCUUUGCGGAACGAAGUGCUUCCUGAUACUGUCGGCGCCCAGCCUCACCUCAGACAGCCAGAACAGCUACCCAUGUUCCCAAGUCAGCCCUCGGUACCCACUCGACAGAACAGCCUUCCAAUACCACAAUCUACUGCGCCUCCGCCAUCUUCGAGAUAUUCACCGGCUCCGCCUUCAGUACCGGCUAACAAUGCACGAUACUCGCCCGCUCCUCCCACGGCGCAAGGUGGCGCAAACUCCAGAUACUCACCCGCACCUCCUGGUAGUCAAGGAGCAGCACAUGCGCGGUAUGUAUCAGAGCCGCCAACGGGACCGGCCAGGACUCCUUCCCAAACAUAUGCUCCUCGCACCUCAAGCCCGUUGGCUUUUCACAGCACGCCUCAUCAUCAAGAAAAUACCACGAAUGUAUCAGAGCAACAGCUUCCUGGUCACCAUGUAACCCAGUCGGCUGAUGGUGUGCCUCGUGCACCAUUCAGAAGUCCGCUGGAAGGUGUGAGCGAAGCUCUCGAAUUAGACUCGACAUCGAGUGACAGACCUCCCACCACCGCAAGGUCGGACACGCCACCGCCGACACGAAGCUCCACAUCGUCAGCUAUUGGCUCUCCCCGGAAGAAAGGAAACUAUACGCCGCAAUAUCAGCCAAUGAACCCAAUGGCACCAUCCCGGUCUCUCUCGCAGUCUCCCGCAACUGGUAUGAAGCAGCCAGGGCCCAUGUAUGGAGCAGCACCGAUAGCUGCGUCAUACGGUACGCAUAUACAAGAAGCCACCACGACCAAUAGCAUACCGCAUCGACGGCAAGCAUCUCUAAACUACGAAUGUAUCGUUCCCGAAGACGAACGCGCAGUCGAUCCGUUGCAACGCUACAAAGGGCAUCCGGUUUUCGCGUGGGGUCUUGGGGGAACUAUCGUGACGACUUUCCCGAAACAGAUUCCAAGAUACGGCGGUGGCAUGACAGCACCUAUGGUGAAAUGCAGCCCUGGCGAGAUCAAGAUUCAAAGUGUUAAAGAGAUCAUUCCUCUUGCUGAGGAUCUCGCGAAAUUCCCGGGCCCACUCAAAGCCAAGAGCAAGAAGAAGGAUGUUUUGUCCUGGUUAACAAAGAGGCUUGAAUCUUUGGAGUUGCAGAUCAAAGAUCCUAACACUGAGCACACCCUUAGUGUGGACGAGCUGAAGCGACUCGAGGAGAAGACACUACUCCUAAAGCUUCUGCAAUUCUUGGUAGAAAACGACGGCCGCCUCGAAGGAGAGGCUGCAAAUGCAGCCUUCAAAAACCUGUUUUCUCCGGAAGCCGACAAUGCUUCUGAUGCGGAAGGCUCUUUCUCUACUGCGGCGGACAUUGUCGGUCGUUCGAGGUCAAAUACGGUGAACACUCCAGCUGAACCUAUCGACGCACGCGCAAUCGAAGACCUUCAGAAAAUGCUUGCUCGUGGCGAGCGGGAAAAGGCAGUGUGGCACGCAGUCGAUCAAAGACUGUGGGGUCACGCUAUGCUCUUAUCCUCUACGCUAAGCAAGGACAUCUGGAAACAGGUAGUGCAAGAGUUUGUCCGCAAUGAGGUCAAAAAGGUUGGGCGCAGCAAUCAGGCACUGGCAGUUCUGUAUGAGGUCUUCGCGGGCAACCAUGAAGACUGUAUUGAUGAACUUGUACCGGCAUCGGCUCGUGCCGGCUUUCAAAUGGUCAGUACUGACGGCGCAGGAGCAGCCCUGAACGCUCAACAAGGGCUCGACAAAUGGCGCGAGACAAUUGCGUUGAUUCUCAACAAUCGCAGUGAAGGUGACGUCUCAGCAUUGCUGUCACUUGGGAAACUGCUGUCACAGUAUGGUCGUGUUGAGGCUGCGCAUAUCUGCUUCAUCCUUGGACGUUCGGUGGCACAUGUCAGUGGCGUGGAUGACGCUCUGGCUGAUCUGGUUCUUAUCGGCAUUGACCACAAACAGCAUCCUACAGAGCUUGGUGUCGAUUUGGAGCCCAUUUUGUUGACAGAAGUUUACGAAUUUGCUCUGUCGCUUUCUGCACAGGUCAAUUCGCACAUUAUGCCUCAUCUUCAAAACUACAAGCUUGCGCAUGCAUACCAACUAGCUGAGCAUGGAUACCGCACUGAGGCACAAGCAUAUUGCGAUGCUAUUGCUGCAGCCAUGAAAGCUACCACGCGAACCUCUCCAUACUACAACCUCAGCUUCAUCGCAAGCCUAGACGAUCUGAGCAAGCGCUUGUCACAAUCGCCUAAGGAUAGUUCGUCGUCUUGGAUUUCAAAGCCUAGUAUGGACAGAGUCAGCACCUCACUUAUGUCCAAGUUCAACAGCUUCAUUGCAGGUGAAGAUGAUGGCCCUUCCUCGAACGCUGCAACUGGUACUGAGGUCGGGCCAUUUGCCAAGAUUACUGGCGAUAGCCCAGGUCUCACACCAUCACACUCGAAUGCGGAUCUUUAUGCCGACUGCUUCUGCAAAUUCAAGAUAUGCUCCUUCAAAUACAUACGCACCAAGGACGUCAUCCGAGCAACAGAGAUCGCGCUUCGAGCCGCAGGGCAGACCUUCUAUGGAGUCGAACGACAGCCACCCCCACAGCCUCAGCUCAGUCCACCCAGUCAACGCACACAGGCUAAGAUGCAAUCCUACUCACCUCUUCGAGCUGAACACAAUGUGUCUCAACCAUCUUAUGGCAACCCGUACAUGCCGACUCCACCGAAUGAGGAGACUGCGUCAGCUUCUUCAUUUGGGGGCUACCAACCGCAACAAGGCACUGGCCACUCUUUUGACGACCCGGCACCGCCAACGAGCUCUUUUGAUGAACCGUCGUACCAGCCCUACAAUCCUGAUGCGGAUGACAUGGAGGAAGACAACAAGCCAAAGAAGAAAUCCAUCAUGGACGACGAUGAUGACGACCUCGUCGCUCGCGCUGCCGCUCUCAAGAUCGGCUCAGGCUCAAAUUCCAAGUCCGACGCGGAUAAGAAAGCAGACGAAGCCUUUCGCAAAGCCGCCGAAGCAGACGCCAAGCGCGACAAGGAGAACGCAGCCAAAAAGGCCGGCGGAGGCUGGCUCAGCGGCUGGUUUAAGAAAGAUCCCAACGCGGCGCCCGGCCCCAUCAAAGCCAAACUCGGUGAGGAGAGCAGUUUCUACUACGACCCUGACCUGGGCAAGUGGGUGAACAAGAAGGGCGGUUCGAGCGAGCCAGAGCGUGCAACAGCUACACCUCCACCACCCAAGGGCCCACCCAUGGGCGCCCGAAGUGCAAGCGGUGGCAUGCCGCCGCCAUCUGGCCCCCCACCCUCUGGCGCUGGCCUCAUGAAACCCCCAACAUCCGCUCCUCUACGUAGCUCCUCCAUGCCGCCCCCAAUGGGCCUCCCAGGCUCAAGAUCGAGCACCCCCGGUCUUCCAUCUGACAACGAAGGUGGGCCUAAACCGCCCACACUCGCGCGACCGAGCUUCGGCGCGGCGUCAGGACCCCCAUCUAGGCCCGGCACGGGUAUGAGUAACGCAAGUAGUAUUGACGACCUAUUGGGCGCGCCGCAGGCACGGAAGGGUGCGGGCGCGAAGAAGAAGAAGGGCGGGAGGUAUGUGGAUGUCUUUCCCCAGGGACAGGCGUCAUAG
Messenger RNA from Parastagonospora nodorum SN15, 5331 nucleotides. RefSeq lists its product as hypothetical. Gene Ontology annotation, cellular component: endoplasmic reticulum exit site; ER to Golgi transport vesicle membrane. NCBI's taxonomy places the organism in Eukaryota, Fungi, Ascomycota, Dothideomycetes, Pleosporales, Phaeosphaeriaceae. The coding region runs from base 1 to 5331 and encodes 1776 amino acids. The transcript is spliced from 3 exons. The record is from RefSeq and is a predicted model, not a curated record. Gene Ontology annotation, biological process: Golgi organization; autophagy; COPII vesicle coat assembly.